Polyodon spathula (Mississippi paddlefish) is the source of this 2941-nucleotide messenger RNA. RefSeq names its product dopamine receptor D3 (gene drd3). Gene Ontology annotation, biological process: adenylate cyclase-activating adrenergic receptor signaling pathway. The record is from RefSeq and is a predicted model, not a curated record. Lineage: Eukaryota; Metazoa; Chordata; Actinopteri; Acipenseriformes; Polyodontidae. Gene Ontology annotation, molecular function: dopamine neurotransmitter receptor activity, coupled via Gi/Go; G protein-coupled receptor activity. Bases 332 to 1735 code for a protein of 467 amino acids. The transcript has 8 exons. Gene Ontology annotation, cellular component: membrane.
CAGAGCAGCUGCCUGCAACCAGUGGACAAUCACACAGUUAUCAACCGUGUACAGUAGUAGCCUAUUGCUGUACACAGGACCUCCGGUAACUCGGGAGCAUCACCACACACAUUGCUUUUCGUGGUUGCCUGGGAAUAUGAAGAGGAGACUAUACAGUCAACCGACCAUGAAUACUGUUAAUGUGAUAGUGGAUGUAUUUAGACUAUAACGACGAUGGAUGUAAUGUACAGAAUUAAUACUCUGCAUAGGAGUUCAUGAGUUCACUGCACACAAAGCUGAAAUCGACUGUGGCUGCAGAACGAAAGGUCCCUGAUGUUUUCAGACUUCCCCAAUGGCCCUGUUGAGUGGAGCUGGCAGCUCUGUAAAUGUGACUGGUGUUUUUUUGAGGGUGGAUAACUCAACAGAAGAACAGGAUGCCGACCAUCAUCCUAACUACUAUGCAAUUUUGUAUUCGGCCCUGAUCUUCGCAAUCAUCCUUGGGAAUGUGCUUGUGUGUCUGGCUGUGCUUCGAGAGAAGAGUCUGCAGACUAACACCAACUACCUGGUCGUGAGUCUAGCUGUUGCAGACCUGCUGGUGGCAUCUCUGGUCAUGCCAUGGGUGGUUUAUCUGGAAGUUGUUGGAGGGGAUUGGAUGUUCAGUCGAAUGUAUUGUGAUGUUUUUGUGACACUGGAUGUGAUGAUGUGCACAGCCAGCAUUUUAAACCUCUGUGCUAUCAGCAUUGACAGAUACACUGCAGUAGUGAUGCCCAUUCUGUAUAACACCACGCACAGCUCCAAGAAACGAGUCACGCUAAUGAUCACUGCAGUAUGGAUACUAGCCUUUGUCGUCUCUUGUCCUCUUCUCUUUGGCUUUAAUACCACAGAGCAUCCUAAUAUUUGUUCCAUAUCGAACCCGGAAUUUGUCGUCUACUCCUCGGUCGUGUCUUUCUAUCUUCCCUUCAUUGUGACUCUCCUGGUUUACAUCCGGAUUUAUGUGUUUCUCAGGAAGAGAAGGAAGCGCAUUGCUUUCAGGCAGGCCAGUGAAAAACUCAAAUCGGGAGGUUAUCACCGACCACUGCAAACGUCUCUACAUGCAGAGGGAGUCAAGGACGCGAUACCCAAAGAAGAGAUGGGCCUGUCUCCUAUAAAAAUUGAAGUGGUAAGUAAAACUCAUUUCUCAAAGCAGAAUACCCCCAUACAUAUUUGUAUUAGUAUAUGCUUAGAGAACACCGAGGAACCUGCGCGUGUCAACCUCCACUCCAUCACCUCCUGUCUGAAGCUCAAAAAGCAGAAGGCAGUUCCCUCUGAGAAUAACUUCCUGGCUCCAGUAGACGUGCAGAACGACUGCAGCGUCAGCCAGGCCUCCUUCGCCAGAACAGAGAACGAGGUAGACGGGGAGGAAGAGGUGAGGGAGACCAUCAGCCAGCUGCCCAAGAGGUCCUCUGAAGUGAGGAACCUCCCCAAUGGUAAAACCCGGAUAGCCCUGCAGCCUGUGUCAAAGCGUAGGAACAGGCAGGACAGAGAGAGGAAAGCCACGCAGAUGCUGGCCGUUGUUCUAGGCGUAUUCUUGAUAUGCUGGCUCCCAUUCUUUGUAACGCACAUAGUGAACACUCACUGCAAGCAAUGUCAUGUACCCCCUGAAGUCUACAGCGCUACCACCUGGCUGGGGUAUGUCAACAGUGCCCUCAAUCCUGUGAUCUAUACAACAUUCAACAUUGAGUUUCGAAGAGCGUUUAUCAAGAUCCUUAGCUGCUAGUGUCAUGAUACAAUACAUUUCGCUCUAUAACAUAAUAAGAAGCUGAUUCUAAAUGUAUGUGUUUUGCGAGGUACACACUGUUUUUCAUGCUUUAAAAAAGAAGAAUAUGUCCUCAUAUGGCUUGUCAAUGUUGCAGCUUUAUGGUAAACAAAUGGUUGAAAUGUGAAAACAGUGAAGCAACUGUCAAGAAAGUAUUACGCACACUGGGAUCCUAUUGCGAUUUUAGAAUUGAUUUCUGAAUUAGUCAGUCUUAGACUUUCUGCUUUCUGACUGCUGCUUGCUGUUCUGAUUUAAUUGCGUGAGCCUAUCUACUGAAGAUCAUCCGAGGAUCCUGCACACAGAAUGGAAGCUUCCAUUUUACAGCUGAGCCCUCCCGCCUCAGGUGCUGAAAGGCAAGCAGUCGUCUGUUGUGCUUGCAACGAAGAUGUUGGGAACCGCGUACAUUUAAAAAAAAUGCUUUAAUGCUGGUUCAUUGACUGUACUGUAAGUGGAAAUGGAGCCGGGACAAGCUUUACAACAACACAGUCCAUAUCUCCAGUACUUACAUUGACUUAUUUUUAUUGGGUAUUAUUAGCCAAAUAAUACAUAUAAAAACAUGUAGUGCAAGUUGUUAGUCUGCGGAAAAGCAUAAGCAUAGACCUGAGGUUCCAUGUGUCAAGGUAUAAAACCAUUCCAAGCAGUAUUUAUGGAGAAACGACCUCUCUGUCACAGCCCUUCAGAAACUUCAAAACAAAAAAAGAAAAUCCUGGGUUUAAAAACAGUGUAUCAGGUCAUUUUGUAAAAGGCAGUGUGCUGAGAUGCACUGCCAUGACUGAUUCUGAUCCCUGACGGUAAGGCAAGGUUAAAAGAUCUAUGUGGUCAUGCGAACAAGUCCAGUUGUUUUGUAUAGUGGUUAAGAUAUGUGCUUAAUGGGGUGCAAUUGACCAUCUGCACCCUGUUACACUUGACUUGUGGUUAUAGUUGUUGAAAGCUAGAGACAUUUAAUACCUUUAAAGAGGUUUAAUGUUCAAGCUGGUUGUGCUGUUUUUGUUAUGUGCUAUGAAAAGAUCUUAAGGAAGCAUAUUUAUUUAUUAAUUUAAAGGUGAUGGUUUAGUAUCCCUAUAUUGAUAUUGUGUCCCUUAAGCUCUUGACUUGUUUAUUGUUUUUCAAUGGGAUUAGCCUAUGCUUUGUAUGCAAACAAGAUGUUAAUCUACAAUAUUGUAUAUC